CACCGGGCAGCUGUCCGCGCGCACAUCCGCCGUGUAGUUCUGCCCAACAUGGCAGGAUCUAAGAGUAAGAAGAAGAACAGAGAGGAGGCUGAUAAAUACUCCGUCCUGUUACCGACCUACAACGAGCGGGAGAACCUGCCCCUGAUCGUUUGGCUGCUGGUGAAGUACUUUGGGGAAAGUGGAUACAACUACGAGAUUAUAGUCAUCGAUGAUGGAAGCCCUGAUGGGACACUCCAGAUCGCAGAGCAGUUACAGAAAAUUUACGGAGAAGAUAAGAUUGUCCUGAGACCAAGAGAAAAGAAAUUGGGUUUAGGAACAGCAUACAUCCAUGGCAUUAAGCAUGCCACUGGGAACUUCAUUAUUAUUAUGGAUGCAGAUCUUUCUCAUCAUCCCAAGUUUAUCCCAGAAUUUAUCAAGAAACAGAAAGAAGGAGGAUAUGAUCUAGUGUCUGGAACACGGUACAGAGGAGAUGGCGGUGUGUAUGGAUGGGACCUGCGGCGAAAGCUCAUUAGCCGUGGGGCAAAUUUCGUCACACAGGUGCUGUUGAGGCCUGGAGCAUCAGAUCUGACAGGAAGUUUUAGGCUUUAUAAGAAGGAUGUGCUGGAGCGUCUGGUAGAGCGCUGUGUGUCUAAGGGCUAUGUGUUCCAGAUGGAGAUGAUUGUUCGUGCUAGACAACUAGGCUACUCCAUUGGGGAGGUUCCAAUCUCUUUUGUGGACCGUGUUUAUGGGGAGUCCAAACUGGGAGGGAAUGAAAUUGUCUCCUUCCUGAAAGGACUGCUUACUCUUUUUGCCACAACGUGAUCUGUUACAUGGCAAUCUGUUACAUGUGAAUGGUCUCAGCAUAGCAAAUCUGCAGUCAGCUGAUGCAUUCUAGACUGCUAGUUAUCUUAUUAAAGACAAAGAUGUCAUGAUUAUGAAUUGUAGCUCUUGUGGCACCUUUUGGUCCUGUCUAGUUGUUAUGCAUUAAUUGGUUUUCAUUUGAUUAUUUUUCCUUAUAUAAUGGUUCAUUUUAGACAAUGGAUGAAGUGGUUGGAAGCUGCGCAGGUCCCAGGCCUGUGCCCACAUUCUCGUCUGAUCACAAAUUGCGACCGUAAUGCACUUUUUAUUGACAUUUGUGCUAAAGCAUCUCAGCAUUUAAAAUAUUUGGCUUUAAGAGGAUGUUCAACAAAAAUGUCUAGGACCAAAUGUAGAUGGAAAGUACAAAAAUGCAUAAUGUAUGCAAAAAUGAGUCUUUUUGGAGGGACAAAAUGAAUAUUUUCAUCAGUUGACAUUGUUAAAGCAUAUAUACGAUGGUGGUGUAAGAAACUAAGUGGUACAACAGAUACAGUUGUAUGUUAAAUAAGUCUGCAUUAGUCGGCAUAGUGUUGGAAUAGGGGUUUUAUACCUUCAGUGAUAUGAUAGAGAUUGACUGAGACAAUACGCUGUUAAUCAAUAAACAUUUUACAUGAUUUCUA
Astyanax mexicanus (Mexican tetra) is the source of this 1454-nucleotide messenger RNA. RefSeq names its product dolichyl-phosphate mannosyltransferase subunit 1, catalytic (gene dpm1). NCBI's taxonomy places the organism in Eukaryota, Metazoa, Chordata, Actinopteri, Characiformes, Acestrorhamphidae. The record is from RefSeq and is a predicted model, not a curated record. Gene Ontology annotation, cellular component: endoplasmic reticulum membrane. Gene Ontology annotation, biological process: GPI anchor biosynthetic process; protein O-linked glycosylation via mannose. Bases 49 to 801 code for a protein of 250 amino acids. Gene Ontology annotation, molecular function: dolichyl-phosphate beta-D-mannosyltransferase activity. The transcript is spliced from 9 exons.